Ostrinia furnacalis (Asian corn borer) is the source of this 684-nucleotide messenger RNA. RefSeq names its product chorion class A protein L11-like. The coding region runs from base 1 to 684 and encodes 227 amino acids. The record is from RefSeq and is a predicted model, not a curated record. The transcript has 2 exons. Lineage: Eukaryota; Metazoa; Arthropoda; Insecta; Lepidoptera; Crambidae.
AUGUAUUCAUUCUCUUUCGUUCUCCUCUGCAUCCAGGCUUGCCUGAUCCAGAAUGCCUUCUCGCAAGUGUUAGGCUACUACAACCCCAUGGACGUUGAAGUCGACGCUCUCAGCUACGGAAUCUCCGGAGGCCUCAGCGGCUACGGAGUCGGCGCCUCUGGAUACGGACUUGGCAGCGCCAACAUCGGACUUGGCGGUGCCAGCGCAAUCGGUUAUGGCAGCGCCAAUGUCGGACUUGGCGGCGCCAGUGCCAUCGGACUUGGAAGCGCUAACAUUGGUGGUGGAAACGUAAUCGGUCUUGGUGGCGCCAACGCAAUCGGACUUGGAAGCGCUAACGCAAUUGGACUUGGCAGCGCCAAAGCCAUCGGACUUGGCAGCGCCAACGCCAUCGGACUUGGCAGCAUCAACGCUGGUGGCUGGUCUGCAGGCAACGUUGGCAGCGGCUUCACUGGCGGAUACGCCCCCUCAGACGUUGCCGCCGUUGCCGCUCUGCCAGUCUCUGGCCCGUACGGCGGUACUGGCUACGGUACCCUGGGUGCCGCUGGCGACUUCGGUGCUGCUGGUACCGCCAUCGUGACCGGCCAGCUGCCAGUGCUUGGUGCGGUGUCGUUCAAUGGCAACAUCCCCGCCAGUGGCGUCGUGUCCAUUGCUGGAAACUGCCCCUGCGGUGGCGUUAAGUUGUAA